AUUGGAUGAUUCUUUGAUAGGCAAACAAACGAACGACGAUAAACACAACGCAGUGAGUGUGCAUGGGAAAGCAAUUUUGACAGCCGUGCUGGGUGAACCCGGUGAACCACGACCAAAGACGACGACGAGUGAAUUUUCAUCAUUCUGCCUCUUUCGAAUCGUCCUAGUUGGUCGGUCGGUCGUCGAACGCCGCGAAUUUUCCUACCCACCACACUCGAACUGGAGGAGGCCAGAAGCAGCAGGCCGCGCUCGGUGUGUUUAUCUCGCGUGUGCGUGUGUUCUCGGGGAAAAAAGUGCACCUUUGAAGGCAGGAGUGUUCUCCACCUAACCAUCGGUGAUCAUCGAGGACGGUGCAUUUCCCGGGCGUUGGACCGUGUUGCGAGGACCGAGUGUGAAUUCGGGCGUGGAAGUUUUUGGCCAAGUUUGUGAAGGGAAGAAAAAAUAAAACAUAUAGUAGGUAGUCAUUUUCUUCUGCUUUUGACAGUGGUAGCAAGUUUUUCCUCUCCUUGGUGAGUUGGUGAGUGUUCAUGUGUGCGAGUGAGAAGGCCCAGUUUUUCCCAGUUACCGAGUUAAAUCGAGUGGAGUUUCCCGUUCUUAUUUCGCGUUGUUUUGGUAGUGUUUCCCUAGGACAAAGUGUUGAAACUUGCAGUUGAUGUAGUGUGCUAAUAGUUUAUCUAGUUAGUUGACAAUUCCAUUACCGUACGGAGAUUCCCCAGAGGAAAGUUGAAAAUUUGUACAAGUUAGUGCUCCUACCUGGCCCUUUCUCUGUGUGUGCUGGAAAAAACAGCGAAGAAAAUUCCCACCCUCUGCCUAUCGCGUGUCACCCCGUGUUCUCUCGCCGCUUCGGCUCUUGUGGGGAGGAAAAUUCAUCGUCACCCGACGCCUCCUUCAUCCAGUGGUGGUCGCUCGUCACAGUGUAUGUGUGUGUGGCUCGUGACUCCGGAGUGGUAGUGGUGCCGAGUGCUACCCAGAGUGCGUGUUGUAUUGUACAUAGUUUGAAAUAUUUCAUCACCCGUGAGAGUCGAACGACGACGACGACGACGUCAAUAUUAUCCUUGGACUACACGGGACGUGUGGAGGCGCAGUGGUGAAGCAAGGAGAACCAGAGCAGUAGGAGAGUGUCGCGUGUUUUCGUUGUUGUUGUUGUUAUUGGGAGGCCAGCUUCGGAGAAGAUUCUCCACGGUGUUUUCGGAAGUGUAUAGGCAUCAAAAUCUGAUUGUCUGUUUUUCGGGCGACACAGCAAGCACACUAGACUUCUCGGAUAGGCCUACCCAACCAGAUCGGAACAUAGUUCCACUCGGCAAAAACGGGCAGAGAAUGGUGAAGCCAAUCACCGUUCACCGUUCACCGCAAUAAGCUGUUUCCGACGCCUGGGCAAUGACGUCACAGGCCGUUUACUGUCUUAGCCUGCAGAUACGUCCCCCAGCGGAAGAAGGAUCCAACGUGGUGGCCACAUCGUCCGGCGUCUCGGUAAGCGGCAAUGAACUCAGCAAGGUGGUCACCACAUCCACGGUUACCGCCCCCGGUGGAGCCAUCAUCACCGGGUUGGACAGCAAGAGCGUCACCAUUUCGGAAGCGGCUUCCCGGCAGCUGCAGUCCCAGAUUCAGCUGCAACAGGCCCAGGCGCAAAACCAACAACAACAUCCGCAACAUAGCAAUAUAAUCUUAGUCCGUGGUUCCCGAUCGGAGAAUGGGCAAAUUAUCCUCCAGAAUACUCACGAAUUACUGAGUCUGCUGAGCGAUGAGGACAAACCCAUCUUGCUGCAGCACCAAAGGUUGAAGACCAAAACCGUCCCGGAGGUCAAUUCAACGGCCACCGCUGGCAAUACGAUCCUAUUCCAGCCAACGAUCAAAAGCAGUGCCGUCGAUGGAACUUUUCUGCUGCAAUCCGACGGUGGCCUCAAGAAAACCACUCUCUCUUCGGAAGGUGGCCAAAUCUUCCUUCAGCAGCGCCUGAACAAAAACGGUUCCUCCGAUGGACCAAUCCUACUUCGCACGCUUAAACGCAUAGAUAAGUCUCAAUCAAUUCUCGUUAUUCGUAAUGCUACAACCACUGCUUCGGCUGCUUCCGUCGUCGCCGGCAAUGCUUCUUCCAUUAGUGCUUCUAGUUCGGCUUCUGCGGCCAGUGCCACUACCAUAGUUAAGGCGAAACCGAUCCAGGUACAACCGCAGCAGCAGCAGCAGCAGCAUGUUCAACCGGCGACGGCAACUUCGACGACGGCUACAAUCGUUACCGUUAGUUCCGGUGGAGCGGCUAAUAGAGCUGCUUUGGAGGACGCGGACAUCAAGAAGGAACCGAACUCCUCGGUUAAAGUCGUCCAAAGGCCGAUCAAUUUGCCACUUGGUACAGAUGGUGAACCGAUCAAACUUCCGGAAAAUUUAGAAAGUUUACCACGGGCUGACCAUUUCCCAACCCAGCGACAUCGGUGGAAUACUAAUGAGGAAAUUGCGGCCAUUCUCAUCAGCUUCGACAAACAUUCCGAAUGGCAGUCGAAAGAGGUGAAAACGAGGCCAAAAAGUGGUUCGAUGUUGCUCUACUCACGAAAGAAGGUUCGCUACCGGCGCGACGGCUAUUGUUGGAAAAAGCGAAAAGAUGGCAAGACAACCCGCGAAGACCACAUGAAGCUUAAGGUGCAAGGCACUGAGUGCAUUUACGGUUGCUACGUGCAUUCGGCCAUCCUACCAACCUUCCACCGGCGGUGCUAUUGGCUGCUUCAAAAUCCAGACAUUGUCCUCGUCCACUAUCUGAACGUCCCCUAUCCGGACGACAACAAGAUGGCGGUCAUCACUCCGAACCUGGCCCUUUGGGGCGACAAGAAGGAGUGGACCAAAGAGGAACUGGUCAGUCAACUCAAACCGAUGUUUUUCAGCGAAGACGAACCGGAUGCGACGAACGAGAUCGAGAUUUCCACGGCCGAAACGGUGGAAGCGAUCGUGAGUCAGCUGAUGGAGAAGCAACGAAUGGCACGGCAGUCGGCCCUGGUGAAGCAGCUCGAGUGUGGUUGUCCGGAUGCGAACUGUGUCGAUGGGAAGAGUUGUUCCCAUCCGAUGAGGAGGAUCAGUGCGGCCAAAAGUGAACUGGGCAAACGGCCCGAUGGAGGACAUCUCGCGGGAACGGCGCCGAACGUGUUGAUUGGAUCGAGGAUGUAUCCCCGUUGGAUCGACAGUCGGCGUGCACGGGAAGCACAACUCCAACAGUCCCACGGCAAUAGUCUCCUGGACGGCAACACCAACGGCAACCGAUCCUCCAUCGCACCGAAGGACAACACUUCGAUACAUUUCCAAGUCAUUCCUACCUCUCAGCAACUGAACCACUCCAACAGCAACAGCAACAACAAUCCAAAUUCAAUUAGAACAAUUGCUGGCAAUCACCCUCAUCAUCAGCAGCAGUCUUCGUCGGUAGUGGUCAGCAGCAGUAGUAGUAAUUUAACCCUCACCCAGCAUCUCAACUCGUUGAACAACAAUAACAGUAACUCACAAUUAACAAGUGUCAGUAGUCAUAUUACAAACGGACUGGUGGCCAGUGCCCAGCAUUUGGCUGCGGCCCAGCAGCAGCAGCAUCGGAGUCAUAUGAUCAUCGCUAGCAAUAAUUCGUCGUCCUCACCUUCGUCCGCGGCUUCCGGCAAUAGCAGCAAUAGCAGCGGUUCCGCGGCCAACAAUCAAUUAACCGCGAGCCAUCCUAAUAACGGUCGCGACCCCAGCAUAAAUCUCACGGCUAAUGGCGAGAAUCAUAUAUCAAUGCUUGGCCAUCAUCACCCACAGUCGUCGUCAGCGAGGGGUUCAGGUGGGGUACCGUCGUCGUCGUCGUCGUCGUCAAGCGAUGGUGUCAAUCAGAGGCCAUCAUCACAACAGCAGCAGCAGCAACAGCAGCAGCAGCAUCAGCGACAGGAGGAUGGGGGUAGCAAUAGCAAUAAUAAUGGUGUUGGCGGUGGCCAUCAUAAUCACAUUACGGUUAAUAAUGGUGCGGUUAGCAGUGCGUCAAUGGUCAACUCGAGUGGGGGUGGAACGCCCUCACUGGUGCUGAGCUUGUCACAGCUCCAAGGCAACCCGGGCAGCCUCCUGAUCCUAAAUGGCCAACAGCAAUCUUUCGUCUGCCACCCGUCCCAGCAACAGCAGCAGCAACAACAACAACAACAACAACACCAUCUUCAGCAACACAAAUCCCUGGCCGAUGGUUCCAAAAAUGGCACCGGAAGCAGCAGUAGCAGUAGCGGUGGUGGCGGCAGCAACGCCACCAGUGCCAACAGCAGUAUCAAAAUGGAAAACUCACCGUCCGAUGGAUCGCAGCACAGCAGUGGUCUCAUUCCGAAGCAGGAAAUCAUGGAUUCGUCUUCGUCGCCAUCGCUGAUGGGUGGUCAUCAGGGCCAUCACCAAUCGGGCAUCGGGGGCGGCUCGACGAAGCAGUACGAAAGUAUGUUCGGAGGUUAUUCGGUGAGGCACAGUCCGGGUGGAAAUCGUCACCAUGACAACUUGCCGUUCUUCAACGAAACGCUGGACUUGUCGCAGGAGGAUAUCCAGAAGACGCUGAGCGCCAAUAUGCCACUGGGACAUGUCCAUGGGGGAGGAGCGGUUGGCAAUGCAGGACCGUCGGGAGCUCAGACGGAUGAUGCAAUGAAUGGGGAGAUCAAUCCGAUGGAUUUCAUCGAGAAUUGUGGUGAGAGUCACGAUCCGGUGGACGACGAUGUGUUUGUCAAUUUGGAUGCGUUCGAUAUGUUGGUUGAGUUUCCGGAACUAGAACUAGACGCGAAGAGUGCAUUUUUGAACGGUAGUGAAACGGGAACGGACGCAGGAGGGGAGAUCAACGAUGGGGCUAGUCAUUUGAGUCACUUCAAACUGUCGGCCGAUAGUGGGAUCGUGGUAGGGAACGAGCUGACGUCGUCGCAUCAUCACCAUGCAAACGUGUCGUCGAUUACCGACUUCAGUCCGGAGUGGGCCUACCCGGAGGGUGGAAUUAAGGUGCUAGUUACGGGGCCGUGGAGUGCCGCCUCGUCCUAUACAGUAUUAUUCGAUUCGUUUCCGGUGCCGACGACACUGGUCCAGAGUGGAGUGCUGAGGUGCUACUGUCCCGCGCAUGAGGUGGGAGUCGUAACGUUGCAGGUCGCCAGCGAUGGCUAUGUGAUAUCGAAUGCGGUCAACUUCGAGUAUAAAUCUCCGCCCAAGUUCGAAACGAAGUGCGAAGGCAACGGAAACGACAUGUUGUACAAGUUCAACCUGCUGACGCGGCUGGAGUCCAUCGACGAGAAGCUGCAGAUUAAGGUCGAACCGGGAGAGCUGCCCGAAGAUUCGAUGCUCUUCAAGCAAACCAACUUCGAAGACCGUCUGGUGAGUUACUGUCAGUCGUUGACGGCCAAGAUGUGGCGAUCGGUAACACCGGGAUCCUGGCUUGGAAAGCACCGGGGAAUGACUCUGCUUCAUCUGGCAUCGGCUUUGGGCUACGCCAAGCUGGUCCGCACCAUGCUGACCUGGAAAACGGAAAAUUCCAACGUCAUUCUCGAGGCCGAAAUAGAUGCGCUCAGUCAAGAUCAGGAGGGAUUCACACCUUUGAUGUGGGCUUGCUCCCGCGGUCACAUCGAAACGGCGAUCGUCCUGUACAAAUGGAAUCAGAACGCACUGAACGUCAAGAACAGCGUUCAGCAAACUCCAUUGGAGGUGGCCAAGAAUCGAGGUUUCACCGGCCUAGUGGCAGAACUGGAGAAACACGAACUCCAACGACUCCAGAAAAAGAAAUCACAAACAACAACCAGCUCUUCGAUGCCCACGCUGGCAUCCAUCACGUCAUCCUGUUCCACUUCUUCCACAUCUACUUUAUCUACUUUGGCUUCCAGCGCUUCAGCUGAUUCUUCGUCUGUUCCUUCUUCUGCUUCCUUAACGAAUCCUUCCACAACUCUAGCUAACAGUAGCGGUAGUCGCAGAGAUAGUAACAGAUCUGCUACAGCUGAAACGGCUAACGAGCAUAGCAAUAACGAUAACGACGGUAACAAUCAUCCGGACGUCAGUCCGGAGCAUAACUUCAUCAACGAUCUGUUCAACUACAAUGACGCCCUGAACAGUAGCAACAGUGACAGCUGCAGUAACGACAACUUUGCUCUCUCGUCUUCGUACAAUCCGUCACUUUCACCGGCGGCCAUGUCGCCGUACAGCGAUAUGAAGGGAUCCGGACAGGUCGGGUCUUCAUCAACGGCAACGCUGCACUACGCACUGGAGAACAACAACUCCAAUCCGAUGCUAUCGAAUGCCCUAUCUCCGAACUCGGAUAGUAACCGUAGUCACGAUGGGGUGUUCCUGCGGCCAGGAGCGGUGUUUUCCAGUGGUCAAAGUCCACCCGGUGCUCGACUGUCCAAGCGAUCAUCGAUCGACAGUGGAAUCAACAUGGAGACUAGAUCUUCACUGAGCAAAAGUGGCAAGUCUCUACGAGAUGUUCAACGGUUGAACAGAACCGAUCGUAGCAUGUCCCUCCCGCUGGCGUCCGGCUCUGCCGGUGGCCAUUUAUCUCCUUUCGGAGGGUCGUCCAACAACGGAGGAGGUAACUCCAACGGGAAGAUGUCUUCUUCCUCCGGAGGAGGUGGAGCUUCCAACAGCUCAGACUCGGACAAUUUUUCGCUUUCGUUGAACGAUCGUACCACGGAGUCCUCCUCGCAGGGAUCCAGCAAUCUGAGUAACACAUCUCUACUUUCACCGCUGCGCAAAAUGGACUUUUCCCUGUGUGAAGUCUCGGCGGCGGACGGCAGCCCCAUGUGCGAGGACACCGACUCGCUGCAGGAGGAUGAACGACACUCAUCAUCGAAUGCUUCGUCGUCGGCUGCGGCGGCAGUGGCGGAAGCCCUGAUCGGAUCCGUUUCGUCCUUCGGGCAUGGGCAGGGCCACGGGAUGCACCAUCUGCUGCAUCACGGGUCGCAGCUGCUCCAUCAUAUCAAUCACCAGGACGAUGGCGGCGGCGAGGUGGCCUCCGUCGGCGGGGGUAGUGGUGGGACCGGAGUAGGGGAAUCCGAUGCCAAGGUGCUAACGCUUGCAGAACAGAUUAUCGCAGCGAUGCCGGAACGAAUAAAGAACGAAUCGGAGGAAAUCAUGUCCCUGGGCAGUCCAAUGCCGGAAACCCUAAGCGAAGACACAUCCGGGAUGAGCAUCCUGACGGAUUCCUUUAUGGAACCGCUGCUCGAUUCUCUGCCUCCGUCUCAGUUCGAAGAAUUCAAUUUUGAAUUCAGCGAUCACAACUAUAGGUACCAUGACGUUGGAACACCCUGCUCCAGCCUAAGUCCUGCAUCGUCCGGGCCUCUGCAGUCACCUGCCAGCUACUCCAUUCCACAGGAUCCCCCGGUAGGCUCUCCGAGCCCACCGCCCACUACACAGGAUUUCACCGAAUUCCUGCAGACAACCAACUCGAAUCCAUUCGAAAAGGAUUUCUCCAAUCUCAAACUAACUGAUCGCGAACAACGUGAACUAUACGAAGCGGCCAAGUGCAUCCAGAAGGCAUACCGCUCGUACAAGGGCCGCAAAAGCCGCAUGGAGGAACAGGACAAGGAGCGGUCGGCGGCCGUCGUGAUUCAGAACUACUACCGUCGGUACAAACAGUACGCCUACUACCGGCAGAUGACCCAGGCGGCGGUCAUCAUCCAGAAUGGCUACCGGUCGUACUGCGAGAACAAGCGAUUCAAGAAAUCUCAAUCCAACCAUCCAACCGGUCACAUGGGAGGGGACAGCGCCGAGGAGGCAGCCUCCUCGUCACAGUGUAUACAGAAUUACUAUAAGAAUUUCAAGAAUGAACAAAAGCAGCAGCAGUCGCCACAGCAGCACCAGCAACAGCAGAACAAUCAUCAGGGUUCGUCCAAGGAACCGAGCCCGUCCGGUCCUCUGAAACGAACUUACUCGCAACGAACUCAGAAUCAAGCGGCCAGGAAAAUUCAGCAAUUUAUGAGACAAUCGAAAAAUAAACUACAGAGAGAACGAGCCGAAAAAGAGAGGCAGGUCCACCAACGCAGGGCGGAGUACCUCCAAAGCUUGCAGUAUCACGGGGUAGCAGCACCCGAGGCACCGCCACCGGGUACCAGCGAUCCAAAGUGAACUAAAGAUAUAGCAGCAGCAGCAGCAGCAGUAACAUAAUCAAAAUGUGAGCCAUUUCAGGCGAUUCGAGUGAGAGACGAUUUGUUUGGUUCGUUAUUAUUAUUAUUAUUAUUCUGUUCGAAACGGAAUUGGAUUCAAUGAAUUUAAAGUUGAUUUGUUUAUUAUCGAAAUUUAGGUAUGUAAGUAUUUCAUGAAUUUUUGACCAUCGCUUGGUUUUGAUUUUGCCCGUUGUUCGUUAUGUUUGGAAUAUUUCGAGCUUGCGCAGAACGAUGCGAGGCUUGCGUGCAAGCUUGUGUCCAAUCAAAACUUGCGUAGCAAAGCAUACAAGUUGCAUAGAUUUCGGCGAUUAUAGAUCGUUGGAUAAGGUUGGAUAAUUGAAAAAAGAAAAAUUAAGGGUAGAGUCAGCAAAUGCGGCAAUUGACUAAAAUAAAUCAGAUACCUGACUUUUUAACAUCAGAAGAGAUGAUGUUGAUAAGAAAAAAAAAAUUAACUUGAAUUAAACAAGAGCAAAUUGUGAUUAUUGAACUUUUUCAUUUUUAAAAAAGCAACUAACUAUAUUGUGUAUUUCCUAGUCUACUUCAAGGAGAAGCUGAAAUCGAUAGAUAGAGUAUAACGUAGUUUGAAGGUGAAAAUUUAUGUAAAAGCAGAAUUCAAAGCGGAUAUUUUUAAUAAUGGUAGUCAAAAAACAAAAAAAAAACCUACGCAAAAGUGAAGGAAUAUUUAUAGACAGAGAGAAAGAGAUACAUUUUUUAUUGCUAAACCAAAUGAACAUGAGAAAUCUAGUUUAAAGGAGAGUAGCGACCCCACAGAAAAAGCGGAAAAUAUUUAAUGAAACUUGAACGUCAAGCCAAGGCCAUUGGUGUGUAAUGGAUAAAAAAUCGCGCAUGGCGGCCUUGACUUAGAUCCGUUACGAGGCGAGAGUAAAACUUGGUAGAGUCGAAGCUAGGAAGGAAGGGGAGAAGCAUAAACCAAUCAAUACAGACGGAGAUAGAGAGCCGGGGUUGUUGAAGGCAUUUGAACGAAGCAAUUUGGGUGGGUGCACUCUUGUGUAAAUACUUGACUUGAUAGACUAAUGUUUAGGACCUAAGAGAAGAAAGAAAAGCAGACAGAGAAAUAGAAAAGUUAUUUCACUAAUGAUAGAACUCUUUUUAAUUUUCUAUUUGAUUGUUGGUUUUGUUGUUCUUGAAAAAGUAUAUUAUCGUAGGAAAAAGUAGAGAAUAUCAUUGUCAAACGAAAUGAUACUGUUUAUCUCUUCACAUAAUAAGAGCAAUUCGAGCGAAAUAUUGAUGAAUUUCGAACAUCAAGCUUAGAUCCAACGAUUUGGGUUGCGCGCAGACUAAGAAUUAUCAGAAAAAAUGCAGUAUAUUAAACAAACAGAAACAACAAUGAUUUAUUUACUAGAAGACGAGCGUCCAUCUUAUGACUUUGAAGACUUGUGAGAGAUUAAAAGAUGCAAAACAGAAAAAAAAACAUCACUAGGACAAAACGCAUACAUUAAAAGAAUACAAACAAAAAAGUUCAUCAAUAUUUCUAAGAACUAAAAGAGGUAGAAGAAGAAGCAAGUUUACUAAAAUACAUCCAUUUUAUUCUAAUCUAAGAUAUUUAAAAAACAACAAAAAUGACUACCCCGCAUUCAAGUGAAUCAACUACAUAGAGAAACUUUGAUAGAUGACAAAUGAUAGGAUGAAACACACAUACACACCCACACAUUUGAGGAAAUCUCUUAUUGUUCGAAAGCAAACUUAAAGAAUCCAUUGAAACAAAAAGAAAAACGCAUAAUCUUUAAUCAAAAAAAAAGUUAAUAAUUAAUGUUCAUGUAGAACAUCAGGUACCGUGAGUGAAGUAAGUUUAUUUAAUCCAACUUAAAACUGACACACUACACACACAUACACAAACCAUUCUGCAUUCGCAUUAUAAUCUCUAACUAAAAACUAUGUAUUUAGGGAAGGAGACAUACACCGACACACACACACACACACACACACACCUAAAACUACACACUUUUUCGAUACCACUAUUUGCUACCGUGUAAGACAUGUAGUGUUAGAAAACCGACGCGCUACAGUGGGAAAAAGUUACCGAAACAGUUAUACCGAUAGAAUGUUUACCAUUUAUAGGGAAAAAAAAAUAAGCAGGUUUAGGUUAGUUCCGAUCAAUCACCCCUCUCUUGCAAUCGCGUACUCACAAAAAGGUAAACACUCAUUUUAGAAGAACAUUGGUUGACAGUGCAUGGUUAGUGAGAAUUGCAUGUUCGGUAUACGGCAAAAAAAAACAAAGUAGAAAUGUUCAUAGAUUUUUGCAUGUUUUUUUUGUCGCAUACUGUAGCUACUUGGAUGCUAUGUUGAAAAGAUAGUGCUAUAGUAGAUUAACAGCAUUGUUGAUUUUUACAACAGAUGUCGCAGGUAGAAAAAGUUUACGGCUUUUUAUUUUGUAUGCAGAAAUCAAUAAAAUUAUUGAUUUUAACGAAAUUAGAUAUUGUUUUGAAAAAAAAAAUGGUACAAGUGGUAGCUUCAUACUAAUUUUAUGUAUAAAAAUUAU
This is a messenger RNA of Ochlerotatus camptorhynchus, 10596 nucleotides long. Its product is annotated as calmodulin-binding transcription activator 1-like. NCBI's taxonomy places the organism in Eukaryota, Metazoa, Arthropoda, Insecta, Diptera, Culicidae. Gene Ontology annotation, molecular function: transcription coregulator activity; double-stranded DNA binding; protein binding. Gene Ontology annotation, cellular component: nucleus. Gene Ontology annotation, biological process: regulation of transcription by RNA polymerase II. The record is from RefSeq and is a predicted model, not a curated record. The coding region runs from base 1378 to 8058 and encodes 2226 amino acids. The transcript has 23 exons.